GUUUAGGUGUGCAGCUGUCAAAACAAGUACUAUACAUUUAUCAGACCAUUAUCAGGGUAAUUGGUCACUUUUGACAAUUUGCAAUAUUCGUAAAAACUGAAAAAAUAAUACAAAAUGAAGAAAAAGGUGCUGCUUAUGGGCAAAAGCGGCUCAGGCAAAACCAGUAUGCGUUCCAUUAUAUUUGCAAACUACAUAGCUAGAGACACGACGCGUUUGGGUGCGACCAUUGACGUUGAGCACUCUCAUGUACGUUUUCUGGGAAAUCUCGUACUCAAUUUAUGGGAUUGUGGCGGGCAGGAGGGCUUCAUGCGGCAAUACUUUGCAUCUCAGAGAGAUAACAUUUUCCGAAAUGUUGAAGUCCUCAUAUAUGUAUUUGAUGUUGAGAGUCGUAACUUGGAACUAGAUGUGCACUACUAUCAAUCAUGCUUAGAAGCAUUGUUACAGAAUUCGCCGGAAGCAAAAAUAUUCUGUUUGAUACAUAAAAUGGAUUUAGUCGCUGAAGAACAACGAGAAUCUUUGUUCAAAGAGCGCGAAGAGGAUCUCAUUAAGCUAUCCAAACCGGGAAAUGUUACCUGCUUCCUUACCAGUAUUUGGGAUGAAACAUUAUACAGAGCUUGGUCCAGUAUCGUCACAAUGCUUAUACCCAAUGUGGCCGUAUUGGAGAACUCUCUAACGCAUUUCGCCAAUGUUAUUGAGGCCGAUGAAGUGUUACUUUUCGAAAAGGCCACUUUUCUGGUUAUUUCACAUUGUCAGAGCAAAAAGAACCGCGAUUCACAUCGUUUUGAGAAAGUCUCUAAUAUAAUAAAACAAUUUAAACUAAGCUGUUCGAAAUUGGGCGCCAAGUUUCAAUCGAUGGAGGUACGUAAUAGCGCCUUUGCAGCUUUCAUAGAUACCUUUACCAGCAAUACAUACGUGAUGGUUGUCAUGUCUGAUCCAACAAUACCUUCCGAAGCGACUUUGGUUAACAUACGUAAUGCGCGCAAAUCUUUUGAAGAAUUAGAGAAUCCAAAUAGCAACGCAAUGAAUCAUCAUCAGUAUCACUGAUAUAGGAUGUAGGUGCACUGCACUGUUAACGAGAGGUUUUGAAAUGCAAAUAUGUAAAUUUUUUUGUGAUUUUCCUUCAUUGUAGAGAAAAGAAGUUUUGAAAUUUAGAUUUGUAAAAGUUUAUAAUGAAGCUUGAUUCGUAUUGGAGCUUAAAUUAAGUGUAUUGAAUUGGAUAAAAUUGUAUAURAAGUAAAUAUGCGAAAGUUAUUGAAGAAUUGUAAAACGAUUUGCUUUGAAGAUAAAWUAUGCAUAAGGUAAAAUGUUUAUACGUAUAUAGUAACUACAUAAAAUAUUUUCUUACAUUAAAAACACAAUUUAAGCUCCAAGAAUGAAGAAGGUGACAUUUAAAGAGCGUAAUCAUUUACCAUAUAAAGCAACGCAGCUCAGCUCAUUUCRUUCUCUCGAUUUUCAGUACAUAUUUUUUAUAGUUAUUAAUUGUUGCUUAUUAAAAUUUAAAAAAAAAUUUGAACGCUUUAUUAUACAAAUUUAAAGUUUACAGUACAGAAAUGUCUUUAUACAUACAUACAUAYGCCACAUAUUUUUAUAGUUACAAUAACGGUGUGUAAAGCUAUAUAAUAUGCUAUCUUUACAUUAAUAUAAGCGGUUAAUAAAUCAUUUUUAUAACUACACGA
Molecule: messenger RNA, 1676 nt
Organism: Bactrocera latifrons
Lineage: Eukaryota; Metazoa; Arthropoda; Insecta; Diptera; Tephritidae
Gene: RagA-B
Product: ras-related GTP-binding protein A
Exons: 5
Coding region: 115-1044 (309 amino acids)
Biological process (GO): positive regulation of TOR signaling; regulation of autophagy; cellular response to amino acid stimulus
Cellular component (GO): Gtr1-Gtr2 GTPase complex; lysosome; nucleus
Molecular function (GO): GTPase activity; GTP binding
Source: RefSeq, a predicted model, not a curated record